AUGACUGUGAGCAUGAGUCGCACGAAAGAAAGGACCUUUGAGCACCAUGGUAACAGUGGCUAUGCUCCGGUUGAAGACGUGAAGGGCCGUCAGCCAAAGUACCGUGAUUUGGGUCAGACUCAAAAGUCCAAAUGGAAAUCUCAGAAAUGGACUUCCCCAGCCGUCAUGCUGUCUUGUUUCGCCCUUGGUCUCCUCUUUGCCGUUGGUCACCAUUUCUACUAUCGUUGGCUCGACGGACAGGUGGUUGGAAACACCACCAGGCAACAAUGGUCGCUUCGCAUUGGCAGUUUUUUCGCUCUCGCCACAGCAGCUAGCCUCAAGGUGGCUAUGGCCAAUGCAUGCAUGCAGUACAUUUGGCUGAGGUUACGGCAACGCUACCAUAAAAUGGAAACAAUCGAUGCCGCAUUCACGAUGACGGUCGAUAUCUCCCCGUUCUUCCACUCUGAACUUUACAAGAACAUGCAUAUCGGUGUAGUUAUAGCAAUAUUGAUCUGGACUAUUCCAGUUGCCAGUAUAUUUCCUCCGGCCACGCUUUCUGUGGCAGUCAGAUCACUACUAAAUACCAGCUCUUUUGAUGUCUUACAACCUUCAAUAGCCGCUCCAAAUCCUCUUAACCAGUAUGGUAAGGAUCCUUCCGAGACUGUAGCCUCGGCAUACAUGGACGCACCCAAUAUCUUCGCAACGUUGGUGAAGUCAACUGCAUUUUCAGGCAAAAUCGCGGCGCCUCAGGCCUUGGUCGCGGCGACAAAUUAUUCGUACACACUCGAAACUCACAUCCCUCGGUUCAAAUGCGCCGAAAAACCCAAUGGGUCAGCACGACAGCUUGAUAGCGCACAGAUUUUCGUGGAGCCUUUAGCCGAGCCCCUGACUUCAUUCAACAAAGAUACAUUCGAAUAUGUCAAUGGUCAGUUCGCAGAAAACGGAGUUGAGAACGCUGGUACCGGGCUCAUCUUUUACUUUGGAGUGGCAAUCCUCGAAGGCAACGACUUGGACGGUAGGGACCUUGAAACAAUUGGAUUCAACAAGACUCAAGUUAUAUUCGAUAUGACCUCCGAGGAGCUAAUAAGUCGGCCGUAUCGAGGCGCUUUUUCGGGCUCCGUUGAAAUCGCAGUCCUCACAAACCCGGGGCGGAUCAAGUUUGUUCAAUGCGAUUUUUACAACUCUUCAUUCACAACGGAAAUUUUUUUUGACAAUGGCAUCGGUGAAACACGCGUCUUAUCAGUCAAAGAUUUUGGCAGGAUACAAAAUUUCACCCAGGACUCUGGGAUGCCGGCUUCUUACCUGCAUUACUUCCUGGAGAUGAGCAAGUUUCUUACAGGUGGCACUGUAGCUCAAGAUACUAUCGAGAACUGGGCGGACCCCAUGCCUUUUCGAGUGGUCUAUUCGCGGUUUGGACCUGAUUCGACCAUUCUCGCCACCGCAAGCGACUUCUCUCAAAUGCUGCAUUACCGCAACGACUGGGUCAGCAAUGCAACUUAUACACCAUCGCCGCCACCACCUGCGACAAACGUGACGUUUGCCGACAUGUUCAAUGAGCUUAGCAUAAACGUGUCGCUCAGCCUAAUGAGCACUGCGUCCUUGAGUCGAACCACCAGCGUUACCGGUAACAUCAGCACAAUUCAGACCGUCUAUGAAUAUCGUCCAGAGAAUUUAUUUAUCUCUUACGGAACAGCGAUCUUCUGCAGUUUGAUCAGCCUGCUGGUGGGAAUCAUUGCUUAUCAGCAGAACGGGGAAGGUCAUGAUGUCAAGGUCUCUACAAUUGGAGCCAUGAUGCAAAAUCCAGAGCUUGCUCCCUUGCUAAGAAGAUCAGUCGAUGCCACACAAAGCGGUAGUGUAGGAGACAGUGACUCGAGCCAGCUUCGACUCAGACUGGGGACAUAUCCAGGUCCAGACUUCGUGGGUCGCAAUUACGUUGGCUUCGUCCAGCAAGAGGGCCCGGACACCAGUAAGGGGUAA
Molecule: messenger RNA, 1956 nt
Organism: Exophiala bonariae
Lineage: Eukaryota; Fungi; Ascomycota; Eurotiomycetes; Chaetothyriales; Herpotrichiellaceae
Exons: 5
Coding region: 1-1956 (651 amino acids)
Source: RefSeq, a predicted model, not a curated record